Molecule: messenger RNA, 1374 nt
Organism: Suillus bovinus
Lineage: Eukaryota; Fungi; Basidiomycota; Agaricomycetes; Boletales; Suillaceae
Exons: 7
Coding region: 1-1374 (457 amino acids)
Source: RefSeq, a predicted model, not a curated record
AUGAACAUCAACAUUGCAAGAUAUAGCAAAUUGAUCUCCCCGAAGAACACCAGGCACAAUGAGGAGAAAGAGGAGAAGUUGCUUAAGAGAUGUCCUCCCGGCCAUGAGGGUACAAGGUUUGUGGACAUACCCGCCACCAUUCUAGAUGUGUCCGGCACCAUCAUCGCAUGGUACCUCCCAGAUGCCCUGACAGCCGAAACACAGAAUCUAGCGGACCCGGAGGUAUCUGCAUCAUUAAAGGGACCAUUGUCCAAGGGAAUCCUAAAUGCCAUUGCAAGGCCGGCAGCCAUCGCAUCAGCGGCGCUCAGGAUCAUGCAUCCGGAGCAGUACUGGGCAGGGUUACAAACAUUUUCAAGCCUCGGAGAAAAGGCAGAAAGCAAGGAACUGCCAAGAAUGUCCGAGAUCCUGGAGUACUGGGCAUCCUAUGAACCGUCUCUCUUGAUGACACUCCCGAAAUCCAUAGCAGAUGCAUACAAUGACUGUCCAGAGCCUUCCGUGUCUCUUGAUGAGAUUCAAGGUCCGAAAGCCAUAGCAGAUGCAUACAAUAACUGUCCAGAGCCUUCUGUGUCUCUUGAUGACACUCAAGGUCCAAUAUCCAUAGCGGAUGCAUACAAUAACUGUCCAGAGCCUUCCAUGUCUCUUGAUGACACUCGAGGCAAUGCUAAGAAGAACGGUCUGUUGCAAAAGGAACCCUACAAGUCAAAAGGGCACAGAGAAGCCAAGAAAAUUCAUCAAGGCCAGGAGCUCGGUAACUGGUUAAAUGCUGGGAGUCGGGAAUCGGUAAUGGAGAUCCGGAACUCGAAGUUCAAUAUUUGGCAGUCAACAUUCGGCACUCGACGCUCAGACCUCGGAACUCGGUACUCAACGCUCGGACCUCGGAACUCGGUAAUCAACACUCGGACCUCGGAACUCGAUAUUCGGAGCUCGGUAAUCGGGUCUCAGCACUCAGGUGUCGACACUCGGACCUCGGUAGUUAUGUUCCGGGAGUCGGGAAUUGGUAAUGGAGAAUCCGGAACUCGGAUUUCGAUAUUCGGCAGUAAACAUUCGGCACUCGACACUUGGUACCUGACAUUUUGGAACUCGGUAACUUUCGGGAGUCGGGAAUCAGUAAUGGAAAAUCCAGAACUCGGAGUUCGAUAUUCGGAGCUCAGAACCCGGUAUUCGGUGUUUGGUAAUCGGGCCUCGGCACUCGGGUCUCGAUGUUCGGACCUCGAGUUUGAUAUUUGGAGCUCGGAACCUGAUAUUCAGAGCUCGGAACCUGAUAUUCAGAGCUCGGUAAUUGGGUCUCGGCACUCAGGUGUCGAUACUUGGACCUCGGUAGUUACAUUCCGGGAGUCGGGAAUCGGUAAUGGAGAUCUGGAACUUGGAGUUUGA